GGGCGGGGUAGUAGUGCUCCGGCCGGCCACAACAAGUGAGCUUUCCCCUUACAAAAAGACAAUCUGACGCACCUCACUGCAGUAGUCCGAUAGCGGCCCAUGUUGUUGUCUGUUCUCAUUAAAACCAAGGGAUUUCCGUUCUUCGAGACUCUUACUCACACUCAAAUUGAAUCCCCUCGCCUAACCGUUCUUUUUAGUAAACAAGAUGGCCAUCCUAAUCCCCAACACGAAACCGAAGGUGCUUAUACCGGAGAAGGUCUCACCUGAUGGACUAGCACUGCUGAAAGAUCUAUUCGAGGUAGACGAGAAGAAAGGUUUAAGUGCUGAAGAGCUCAAAGACAUCAUUGGUGACUAUGAGGCUCUCAUCGUUCGUUCGGAGACCAAGGUGACAGCAGAACUCUUGAAUAUGGCCAAGAAUUUGAAGGUAGUCGCUCGUGCUGGUGUUGGUGUCGAUAAUGUCGAUGUCCAAAGUGCUACUUCCCAUGGCAUUAUUGUCGUGAAUUCGCCGUCCGGCAACAUCAAUGCCGCAGCGGAACACACCAUCGCGUUACUCAUGGCUGUGGCCCGUAACGUUGGUGAUGCGUCUCAAAGUAUCAAGGCCGGAAAAUGGGAACGAAGCCGACUUGUGGGCGUCGAGGCAAAGGGCAAGAUCCUCGCCAUUGUUGGCCUAGGAAAAGUCGGUCUCACGGUAGCUCGUAUCGCAAACGGGUUGGGUAUGCGCCUCGUCGCCUACGACCCUUACGCAAAUCCAAACCUGGCCGCAGCUGCAUCCGUUACCCUAAGACCUAGUCUUGCGGAACUUCUUAAAGAAGCAGACUUCUUGACCUUGCACACGCCUUUGAUUGCUUCGACCAAGGGUAUGAUUGGAAAGGCGGAGCUGGCUACGAUGAAGCCUACAGCCCGCAUUCUUAAUGUAGCAAGAGGAGGAAUGAUUGACGAAGAUGCGCUCGUGGAAGCACUUGAUGCUGGUACAAUUGCUGGAGCGGGUAUCGAUGUCUUCACUUCGGAGCCACCGCAGCAAGAAUCUUCUGCAAGUCGUCUCAUUGCACAUCCGAAGGUAGUGGCGACGCCACAUCUUGGAGCAUCCACCAAAGAAGCUCAGGAGAACGUUUCGAUUGACGUCUGCGAACAAGUUGUCUCCAUCCUAUCUGGCGAGCUACCGCGCUCAGCGGUCAAUGCUCCAAUUGUCCUACCAGACGAAUACCGCACUCUCCAGCCCUACAUCAGCUUGGUGGAAAAAAUGGGUUCCCUUUACACACAACAUUACUCCUCUGUCAAGAUCGGAUCCUUCCGUACGACCUUUGAUAUAACCUACGAGGGAAAGCUCGCAAACAUCAAUACCACAAAACCGCUCUUCGCUGCGCUUGUCAAAGGCCUUUUGACUCCAAUUACUUCGUCAGAUGGAUUGAAUAUCAACAUUGUCAACGCCGAGCUACUCGCAAAAGAACGGGGGAUUCUCAUCAAUGAGCAAAGUUCACGCGAAAAUGUCGAAGAUAAACCUUAUAGUUCCUUCAUUACGCUCCGAGCACGUGCCACACGUUCAGUAUCGCAGGCUCGUUCCAUCAGCUCGCGCAAUAACUCGCCUUCCGCGGCGCGUAGUCUCAAACCACAAGACCACGAAGACCAAGUCAUCCAGGGCUUUGUAUCUGGCAACAAGCCAUUUAUCUCCCGCCUGGACAAAUUCAAGGGCGAGUUUGUCCCCAGAGGCACCCUACUGAUCUGCAGGAACUUUGAUUCGUGUGGCAAGAUCGGAUUCGUGGGGAAUCUACUAGGGAAGGCAGGUGUCAAUAUCAAGUUUAUGAAUGUGGCACCGCUGCAUGAGGAGGCGGAGGAAAGGCAGAAUGAAAAUGGAGAGGCAGCGGAGAACAAUGAAGCACUCAUGAUACUGGGUGUGGAUAAGCCAGUCGGAGAAGAUGUGCUGAAGGCGUUGAUUGGGCCUGAGGGGGUUUUGGAGGCUAGUGUUGUCAACUUCUGAGGGUGGGUGCUGGAAGAAAUCGUGUGUAGAGUUGAAGCAGAGAGUGUCUAGCUGAAUCAUGCGAUGCCUAAAAUACAAGACAAUUGAUAGACAGCAACAUGGAAGUAGGUGAACCUUCUGACCACCUAUCUCGAAAGGGCAGGCGGGCGUGCUCGUUGAUUGGCCGCUAUAGC
Cucurbitaria berberidis CBS 394.84 is the source of this 2148-nucleotide messenger RNA. RefSeq names its product phosphoglycerate dehydrogenase. Bases 206 to 1975 code for a protein of 589 amino acids. The record is from RefSeq and is a predicted model, not a curated record. Gene Ontology annotation, molecular function: NAD binding; phosphoglycerate dehydrogenase activity. NCBI's taxonomy places the organism in Eukaryota, Fungi, Ascomycota, Dothideomycetes, Pleosporales, Cucurbitariaceae. The transcript has 3 exons. Gene Ontology annotation, biological process: L-serine biosynthetic process.